AUGGUUCCUAUAUCUAUUAGUGAACAAACAUUCUUGUUUGAUGCCAAGGAACUUCUUUCAGAAAAUGUAGCAAAAGCGGCCAAAAUAAACAAGAAAACAACAAAACUCACGAUCAAACGUAAAGCAUUUCCGCUUAUACCCGCAUACAGCAUGACAACACAUAAAAGCCAAGGACAAACACUCGGUAAGAUUAUCGUCGAUCUGGUCAUGCCUCCUGGCCCACUUGAAGUUGCAUCGGUUUAUGUUCCAUUAUCUCGUGUAAAGAGACUUGAUGAUUUACUUUUCAUACGUCCAUUUGAAUUUGCAACACUGCAAGUUAAACCAUCAACGCCCCAAAUAGCAGAACUUAAACGAUUAGAUAAAAUAGCACAAAAUACUCGGAAACGCUUUCAAUUCAUUGUUUAA
This is a messenger RNA of Rotaria sp. Silwood1, 405 nucleotides long. The record is from the annotation of a GenBank genome assembly. Lineage: Eukaryota; Metazoa; Rotifera; Eurotatoria; Philodinida; Philodinidae.